AUGGCUGCUCCUCCCUGUGCUGCCAGCCCAGUGGCUGCAGGAAUGUUUCAAACCAAGUGCCUCGAGCGUCACUUCUGGCUUUCUGUCAAGUCCAGCUUCCUUGCUCCGACGGUUCGAUUUUACUUCGAAGACCAGUCUGGAUUUCACCUCCUGACUUAUCAGGAAGUCACUCUGUGCGGCUACACCAUCCUGAUCAAUGACGUUGGAGACCUUGUGUUUCGUGCCUCGUUCCUGGCUUGUCACGUCAGUCAGAGAGGAACAGACUAUCAUCUGCGUCUGUGGUUCUUAAAUAUUCAGGCGGAUGGCAAAGCGACAGCGCACCCGUUUCAGCUUCACUGCUCAAUGCAGGGGCAGUGGAGCACGAGAGAGAUCAUCUGUGAGGAAAACUACAUGGAGAUCUCCUUGCAGCCACCUAUACUACCUGUCAUGUCCCAAAAUAAGAAGGAUGGACUUGAUGAGGCAGAUGUGGCUGUUAUGUUCAACACAGGCGAUCCGGGGUCAGAGGAAGCCAUGUUGUUGUCGCUAAGACAAGCUUCUGCGCUCGGUUACCACAUCUUUCUGCACAAUUCACGUCUCAUCCUCCGCUGUCCCUAUUCCUCCCCGCUGUCAUAUUUCGUCAAGGAAAAAGGAGUGGAUCUAGAGAUCGUCAGUGCAGUCAUCUUGUACAGAGCUGCCUUCCUGGCUGUUGACAUCUCUGUUACCUGUGCUCUGAGUGAGGCCACAGCAGAUGGUUCUGACCUGCUGUGGACCGUCCCCUAUGCUGUUUCUCCUCUAGUUCAUGGGCAGUUCAGGGACAGGGGCGUAAGGAUCGACGUGAACGGCCAUUUUCUGAGUGAAUCUGACAUCGCAGAGAGAGGUUACAAGGUCGCCCUGCGGGAGGGGCGAGUCGAGAGUGGUGCUCUUAGGGGGCAGUACAGUCAGUCCAUGUCAGUGGAUCUGCUGUUUAUGAGUCAGUGGGAGGACCAGCGCUGGCCUCUCACACAACAUCGCUCUUUCAGGCUCCUUAAGACUCCUCUCAUUCCUCAAACCCUGGUUUUGACCAAAGAUGAAGGCUCACCCAGCGGACUGCUUUCAGUCACUUUAGGCCUCUUCACAGCUCAAGUGCACCUCAAGAGGGUGACGGUAGACGGCGGCGGUAACCUCUUAACCUGGUCCCACAAUCCUCACAGACGCAGCGACGCAGACCUCGAGGUGUUCAAGCUUUCCCACUCCAACGGGAGCCACUCCUACCAGCUACGUCUUCCGUUAUCACAUUCCAAAAUAAUCCCAGAGCGUAUAGGUGGUGGGUAUAAGAUGUACAGCCUUACUUUCAUCUUUACUCUUUCCAUCUCACCCAGUGGAGAGGUCUUUCACCAUCAAGCCACUGUAGAGCACAGUAUCCAAUAUGAAGAUCCAGCUUCACCCUGGCUGGAGGGGAAGUGCACAGAGAGCAGCCUGCUGGUGCUGCUGCACUAUGGAGCUCAGGAUGAGCUGCAGUGGGAGCUCUUUCUCGGAGCCCGCAAGCUGGAUUGGAACCUGGUGGAGAUGGGUGGAUUCAUAGUGGAGUCGGAGGAGAACUACUUGACUGUGAAGAUCCCCUUCUACAGCCCUGGGAUGACUUAUGAAGAGCUGACAUUGCAGGGUCUUGUUGCUGGAGUCCAAGUGUCUGUUGUGGAAGCAGAAACUCUGAAAGAACAUGAUAGCCUUGUCCAUAAAUGUAGCUUUCCUGUUCGAGAACUUCUAGUAUGUUUGCCUGAAGGGAGGAUGGUGGUUAUAGUUGACACCACACACACCAUCCCACCCACCCCGCCCAACCGGACCACCCUAUUGGAUCCCACCUGUGUUCCUAUGGAGACGGACAGUGCUAGAGCGCUGUUUAGUUUCAGCGUCAACUCCUGCGGGACAACUGUGACUGUUGAUGGAAACUUUCUGGUUUAUGAAAACCAGAUCAGUUACCCUAAAGACGUUCUGUCUUUGAACGAUCCUGUCAUACGCAGAGAUUCUCCUUACAGGCUGACGAUCCAGUGCCGCUACCCUGCAAACGAUACGAGAGUUCGUAUGGAGUGUCAUGAUCGUUACUUCAUGAUAGCUAUUGAUCUCUCGCUUGCUGGCAAUGAACCUCACUUUGAAGCUGUUGAUGAAGGAUCGUAUGACAGUGGCUACAUAAUGUGGGAAACUCCAGAGGCGCUGUAUCCAUGGCUCGACAGCACACAGAUCAAUCUUGGACUCAAUGGUGAACUUUUGAUGCAGUCAGUUGCUGAGGAGAGAGGCUACAUUGUGGAGAAACGCAACACCACAGUCCACAUCAGCAUCCCUUACAAUGCUGAAGGAGGAUACAGAAAGGUGGAAAAACAGGGCCAGAAAAGCUUAAUGUCUGGAGACCUCUACGAGUAUUACAUCUUGCAUUUCUAUUUGGAGCAAAUCUCACGGAAGAAGGAUCGUAUCGACACCAGACUUCGUUUUCGUGGGACACUUGUCACCCCUCUCAUGCUGCGCCACAUUUUUACCGAAAACAGAACAGUCCUUGAGGAUCGUACAUUCACAGUGUACCUCGGAGAUGUCCCUGAAGACAUUAGGUUGACUGCUGUUCAUUUGAAUGGACAGCUGACAAAUGCAAGUGUCCACACCAUCAUCAAAGUUGUUCAACCCAACAACACACACGGCUACACUGUGAAGGUGCCUUUUGAUGAUCCUGUUGUGAUACAGCAGUUCCGCAAAGAAAAUGCAGCAUUGGUAUACAGGCUAGACAUCAACUAUACACUGACUGUUGAGCCUGAAGAUAAAACCUAUUACCACAGAGCAUCAGUCAUGGCAUUAACGGAUGUCUCUCCUCCAGCUCUUGACGCCGUCUGUUCUGAGUCCGGGAUCAGCUUCAAACUGGACCACCGGCCUUUUGACUACCUGUGGGACAUCAGCGUUGGCACAGACCUGCUGACAUCAGAGCUGGCAGCCCAACACGGCUACAUCUUGACAAAUGAUAGCCAGAGUCUGCUGCUCAAUGUGCCACUCUUUACUGAUGGGUAUCAAUACGAGAAUGUUACACUGAAGGGAUUCUUUGCCACUUUUGAGAUCCUAGUGAGGGAUCGUCAAACAUCAUCAGUUCAGAGCUCCACUGUCAAGACGUGUCCAUUCACUGAAACUGAACUCAUUGUGUGUUCGACUGAUGGUAGGGUGACCGUGGUGGUUGACUUGUCUCUGGCCAUCCCAAGUGGAGAUAUCCCUGCAAGAACGAGCCUCUUGAACAAGGAUUGUGGACCCAAAGAGACAGACGGCACCAGAGCUCUCUUCUCUUUUUCUGUCAAUAGCUGCGGAUCCAUCGCCAAGGUCUACAGAGUCCCACCACGAAACCCACCACCACUACUAAACCCACUACUAGACGCGUCACAAGACCCGUCCCACUACGACCUGCUUACCCCCUUCCUGCCCAUUUUAACAAAGACCACUGCCAACGUAUAA
This is a messenger RNA of Stegastes partitus (bicolor damselfish), 3435 nucleotides long. The record is from RefSeq and is a predicted model, not a curated record. Lineage: Eukaryota; Metazoa; Chordata; Actinopteri; Pomacentridae.